Molecule: messenger RNA, 1813 nt
Organism: Aspergillus alliaceus
Lineage: Eukaryota; Fungi; Ascomycota; Eurotiomycetes; Eurotiales; Aspergillaceae
Exons: 7
Coding region: 105-1418 (437 amino acids)
Biological process (GO): positive regulation of transcription by RNA polymerase II
Cellular component (GO): nucleus
Molecular function (GO): DNA-binding transcription factor activity; transcription cis-regulatory region binding
Source: RefSeq, a predicted model, not a curated record
AUUCCAGUCAUGGUCCCCUAAUUAACCCAUACCCGAGUCCUCAUCAGCUUGGGCUCUCGGUAUCGGAGCCAGCCUCCGUGAAUAGAACAUCUAUUGGCCCUUCUAUGCCACAGCCUUCUGGUAAAACUCUCCAAUCCCUCGCAUUAUUUUUUUUGGUAGCUUCUUUUCUACAUGCUCUGACUAAUUGUUCGUCCGGUGACGCGGCAGCUCCCCACAACUCAGAGACACCCGUCAAUCAUAAUCACGAUCAUAGGUCUAGCUUAUCUUCAUCGCCGAAUGGGAAUUGGCAUGAGGAGAUAGAUAUUGACGCUCGGGGCUCCUCUUUCAGUGAAAGAGAGGCCACGCUUAUGCGCAAUUAUGUCGACAAUAUGGCUCUUUGGGCUGAUAUCACUGAUUCCCAACGACAUUUCGAGAUUGAAGUCCCACUGAGAGCACUCGAGGAUCCUGUAUUACGCUUUGCAAUUUUUGCAUUCUCCUCUCGACAUAUAGACAGACAGAGAUCGAAAGACAUGUCUGAGGCCCUAGAGUAUCAUAAUCGCUGUCUCCAGCUUCUAAUCCCUGUCCUGUCUGGCCCGAAAGACAGCAUCACAGAUACCGUCCUUGCCGCAGUUGCAAUUCUCCGGCAGCAUGAGGAAAUGGACUGCGAGGACAAUCAAUUCCAUUUGACUGGAACGACCCGCAUUUUGAAUACGGUAUCGUCAUUCGAAUCAACAGGGGGCCUAGGUGAGGCAGCAGCUUGGUUAUGUCUGCGCGAGGAUAUAUACAUAUCACUCACUUCACAACAACCGUUGCGAACGGAUUUGCAUCGCUUCAGCAAUUCGGAUGUCUUCUGCCGGAAGGACGAUUUUGCUUGGGCGAGUAGAAUGGUCUUCCUUCUAGCUAAGGUCCUCAAAUACGCUUUCGAUUACAAUCGCACUGUCAACACUGCUUUACUAGAAGGCAUUGGUGAGGAAAUCGAGGACUGGAACAUCAGUAAGCCACGCACAUUCGAGCCGAUCCAAUACCUUCCCCGUAAUAGUGAGGUGCAUAGACGAUUCCCGGGGGUUUGGAUGUUGCUGCCCGUUCACGUGAUAGGCGUUCAGUAUUAUCAUAUCGCUAAAAUCAUACUUGCAUUGGCCUGUUGCCCGAGCCCUCCUCUUGCAUACGAGCGUUUUAGGCAUUCACGAAAUAUAGAGAAAAUUAUCCGAAGCCACCUUCUUACUAUCCUUGGUCUUGCCCAGUCAAAUACGAAGGCUGAAAACACACUUUUCACGGCACGGCAUAGCUUAGUUGCCUGGGGCUGGAUACUUCGACACAGGCAAGAUCAGGAAGCUGCGGAGAGCUUGUUGAAGACAGUGGAGACAAGAACUGGCUGGGACGUGUCCCAAUCAAUUCAGUUGCUGAGAGAGCAAUGGUGUGAUGGAUCCUCCGACAAUUGACUUUAGGGGCCCAACACCAUGUCGGGCAAGCACAAAGCUGCCUUCUUUGCAAUAUUAUUCGCAGUGUCGCGGAUGCCCCUAAAGCUGGGCAUAUGUUUUCGCCAAUCAGGAGGGAGUUGACCAUUUAAGCGAAAACAAGGGUUCGACCGGCCAAUUGUUUGGUGUCACGACCAGCUCCAAAAUCUAUUAGCGAGGGUUUUCCUUCUGGCCCUGUAGCCUAUAAUUUGGGAUGUUUCUGGGGAGUCUUGGUUCAAGUGCGCGACGACGGAGUAAUCCACAGUUCUCCCCAAAAAUGUUUACUUGCGGGGCAUAAGAUGAUUCACUUGGGUUGUGGCAUGAGCGGUGAAAGGAUGGAGGCUUGAAAUGUCUCUUUUAUCUCCAUGGAGCCCGAACUC